UCUCUCUUUAGUAUUCUAUUUUAUUUGUUUGGAUAUGGCCAUUGACUAUGCUAAUAAAACAUUUCUAGCUCCUAUGGUAAGAGUAGGUACUCUUCCUAUGCGAUUGUUAGCUCUCAGAUAUGGAGCUGAUCUUGUAUGGACAGAAGAACUUGUUGAUAAACGCAUUAUAGGUUCAGUACGGAAAUACAAUGUUGCUACUGGUGUGACUGAAUAUUGGAAAGGUCAGGCCAUGUGUUUUGCUACUCAUCCGGACGAAAAGGGCAAGGUCAUUUUACAACUCGGAACUGCUGAUCCUGAUUUGGCUCUUCAAGCUGCACUUACCUUAAAGGAUGAAAUUGCUGGUGUAGAUCUCAACUGUGGAUGUCCCAAAAAGUUCUCAGUACAAGGUGGAAUGGGUGCUGCAUUAUUGACGAAUCCUGAUCGAUUAAAGGCAAUUCUUACAAAACUGGUGGAAAAUUUGGAUAUACCUGUUACAUGUAAAAUAAGGAUUCUGGAGAGUGAAGAAGAAACUUUGAAAUUGGCAAAAAUGAUUGAAUCUACAGGUGUCAAGGCUCUUACUAUACAUUGCAGAACAAGAAAUCAACGAUCAACUACACCAGCUCGUUGGGAAGCCAUGAAACAAGUAACCAAGACUUUGACCAAGAUUCCUGUUGUAGUGAAUGGGGAUGUGAUGUGUUGGAAUGAUAUUGCAAAAGCAAAAGAAGUGACAGGUGCAAGUUCGGUGAUGAUUGCAAGAGGUGCUCAAGAUAAUCCAUCAGCUUUUAGAAAAGAGGGUCUGGUACCUUUUGAUGAAGUAGCCAAAGAAUAUUUGAAAACAUGUGUGGAUGUAAACAACGUAUUUGUCAACACCAAGUAUGUACUGUUGUGCAUGAAUACUAAUCCGAAACAUACAAAGUCUGAAUUCUAUCAGAAAAUGCAGCGUACUAAAUCAACUGAGGCCAUGUGUGAACUCUUUGAUUUAUUACCCUACUAUCAACAAGCAAUGGAAAAACAAAAAUCACGUCAAGAAGCAGCAAUGACUUUGACAGAAACAGAAGCAGCUACGACAAAUAUACCAGUGGCAGGAGACAAAAGAUCUCAUAAUACAGCAAACCAAGAUGGCGACGAUGAUGACGAUCGCAACAAAAAGCUCAAGACAAACGAGUAGACUAAUGUAGUUAUAGAUUUGAAGCAGUGAUAGACCUUUUGUAUUAAACCUUUGUGGUGGGUGACUUAGUUUCAUCCUCCGCUCGCAAAAUAAAGUGUUCUUGUUUUUUUUUUUUUU
Molecule: messenger RNA, 1264 nt
Organism: Halteromyces radiatus
Lineage: Eukaryota; Fungi; Mucoromycota; Mucoromycetes; Mucorales; Cunninghamellaceae
Exons: 10
Coding region: 35-1147 (370 amino acids)
Biological process (GO): tRNA dihydrouridine synthesis
Cellular component (GO): cytoplasm
Molecular function (GO): tRNA dihydrouridine synthase activity; flavin adenine dinucleotide binding
Source: RefSeq, a predicted model, not a curated record